Molecule: messenger RNA, 1748 nt
Organism: Medicago truncatula (barrel medic)
Lineage: Eukaryota; Viridiplantae; Streptophyta; Magnoliopsida; Fabales; Fabaceae
Product: receptor-like cytoplasmic kinase 176
Exons: 6
Coding region: 289-1512 (407 amino acids)
Biological process (GO): protein phosphorylation
Molecular function (GO): ATP binding; protein kinase activity
Source: RefSeq, a predicted model, not a curated record
UCUUCUAUUCUAUUUCUACUUUUCUCUUUGUUAGCAAAACUAAGUCCAAAAAGCUACAACCCAUCAUUAUUAAAAGCCUCCAUUAACAAACUUCCUCUUUUGACCCUUUCUUCUUCUUUCUAAGAUCCUUCUCAUCAAAACUUCAAUAAACAAUAAAAAAAAGGUGUUUUUAUUUUAUUUUAUUUUCUUCUUAUUUUUUUGUUUCUACCCUUUUGUACCCAUUUCAUGAAUUUUACUUGCAUGAUUGCAUCUGAAAAAGCCUUAAACUUUUAUCAGUGAUUUUGUUUGAUGGGUGCUUGUUGGAGUAAUAAGGUUAAGUCUGUGAGUCCUUCAAACACAGGGUUCACUUCAAGAAGUGUAAGCAGAAGUGGCCAUGACAUCAGCUCAACUAGCAGGAACUCAUCAGCCUCUAUAUCGGUCACUUCUCGAAGUGAGGGAGAAAUCUUGCAAUCUUCCAACUUGAAAAGCUUCAGCUACAAUGAAGUAAGAGCGGCUACGAGAAAUUUCCGGCCGGACAGUGUCUUGGGGGAAGGUGGUUUUGGUUCAGUUUUUAAAGGCUGGAUUGACGAGCAUUCACAUGCUGCAACCAAACCAGGAAUGGGUAUUAUUGUUGCUGUGAAGAGGCUUAACCAAGAAGGGCAUCAGGGUCAUAGAGAAUGGUUGGCUGAAAUCAACUAUCUCGGGCAACUUCAGCAUCCUAAUCUCGUCAAAUUAAUAGGAUACUGCUUUGAGGAUGAACAUCGGCUCCUGGUUUAUGAGUUUAUGCCAAAGGGAAGCAUGGAAAAUCAUCUAUUUCGACGAGGUUCUUAUUUUCAACCAUUCUCUUGGAGUUUGCGAAUGAAAAUUGCCCUCGGAGCUGCAAAAGGCCUUGCUUUUCUCCAUAGUACAGAACCUAAAGUCAUAUACCGUGACUUCAAAACUUCGAAUAUACUGCUCGAUUCUAACUAUGAUGCUAAACUUUCUGAUUUUGGGUUGGCAAGAGAUGGACCAACUGGUGAUAAAAGUCAUGUCUCAACUCGGGUCAUGGGAACCCGUGGAUAUGCGGCACCAGAGUAUCUAGCAACAGGCCAUCUUACUGCAAAGAGCGAUGUAUAUAGUUUUGGAGUAGUUCUUCUAGAAAUUAUAUCAGGAAGACGUGCCAUAGACAAGAACCUGCCAUCCGGAGAACACAACCUAGUCGAAUGGGCCAAGCCUUACCUAUCCAACAAACGCAGAGUUUUUCGCGUAAUGGAUCCACGACUCGAAGGUCAAUAUUCACAUAGCCGAGCUCAUGCUGCGGCCGCCCUUGCUUCACAAUGUCUAUCUGUGGAGCCCAGAAUAAGGCCAAAUAUGGACGAGGUUGUUAAAACAUUGGAGCAGCUUCAGGAACCAAAGGACAGUCAGAAGAAAGGUUCUGAUCACCGUGCACGCAAUUCCAACCUCGGCCUCAAUGCAUCCGGCAAAGGUAAUGCGGAUGCUACUAGAAAGGCUUCUGCUUAUCCUAGACCGUCUGCUUCUCUCCUUCAUGUUUGAGUUUUUUGUGACGCGGCAUAUGUAACGUGAACGCAAAAAAGUUUAGAGGUAUAGGUGGUUGUAAUGUGAACCGUAUUUAUGUAAGCAAUGUAUAGUUUCUGCUGUUUUUUGUAUGGUUGUAUUUUGAGGCACAUUAGAAAAUUCAGUUCUUGUGGUCCUUAAGUUGUUUAUUGCUGUUGAACCAUGUCUAUAUAAAACUGUAGCAUUGUCUAUGUGGAUGAUGUUCUACUUUUUGA